GUCGCCCUCUAACAUUUUACUGUAAGGAGGGAUAUCCUGAUUUCUGAAGAGAAUAUUUCAUAAGAGAUUAAACAAUUAUUUUUAUAAUAAUUUGCACGUGAAUAAAUCUGUAUGUGAUUGAAAUAGAUACAGUGAUUUUUCGUAAUUAUUUCUUAUUAAAAUUGCGCUGUUCACAAGAAAAGUGAGUUAUAUAACCUCUUUAAGAGCUACAAACUAUCAAAUCUUCGGAGAGUAAGUUUUGAAUAAGUAUUAUUUUGUGAAGUAGUCUCGUGUUCGUUUAAAUACUUCUCCAUCCACGUAACCGGUAAUUUAUAUAUUAAUAAUGCUUCGAUUGUUAGCAUCUUUACAUUCCCAAACAUGUAAAGCGAUAUUUGUUACUGCAUCAAAUUUGAUGUUUAAAGCUCGACAGCCGACGUUAGUGCAAUACGCUCGAAGUUUUUGCGUUAGUAGCAAUCUUUUUUCCUGUCAGCUUCAGAUUCAGAAACCUGCACCUGAGUUUUCUGGAACUGCCGUGGUUGAUGGUGAUUUCAAGGAAAUCAGCCUGAGUGAUUACAGGGGAAAAUAUGUUGUUCUUUUCUUUUAUCCUUUAGACUUCACAUUUGUAUGUCCCACUGAGUUGAUAGCGUUCAGUGAGAAAAUUUCACAGUUUAAAGCUCUGAAUACGCAAGUGAUUGGAGUUUCUACAGACUCGCAUUUUAGUCAUUUAGCAUGGACUAAUACGCCAAGAAAACAGGGAGGCCUGGGUGGCAAUUUGGGUUAUCCUCUUCUAAGUGAUUUUAACAAGGAAAUAUCGGCUAAAUAUAAUGUCCUUCUCCCAGAUUCUGGAGUUGCUUUAAGAGGCCUUUUCAUCAUAGAUAAAGAAGGAAUAUUGAGGCAGCUUAGCGUAAACGAUUUACCAGUAGGCAGAAGCGUAGAUGAAACAUUGAGGCUCAUCAAGGCAUUUCAGUUUGUUGAAAAACACGGAGAAGUCUGUCCUGCCAACUGGCAGCCGGAUUCCAAAACUAUUAAACCAAACCCAAAAGAUAGUAAACAAUACUUUGAAUCAGUUAAUUGAACAUUGUGAACAGAUCGUUUUCAUAAACGUAUAACGUAUAAUGUAUUGUAAUAUGGAGUAAUAAAAAUAAAAUAUUAAUAUA
Messenger RNA from Bombus pascuorum, 1136 nucleotides. It is a transcript of the gene Tpx-3, whose product is annotated as peroxiredoxin-like. Gene Ontology annotation, cellular component: mitochondrion; cytosol. The record is from RefSeq and is a predicted model, not a curated record. The transcript has 3 exons. Gene Ontology annotation, biological process: cellular response to stress; response to oxidative stress; hydrogen peroxide catabolic process. Gene Ontology annotation, molecular function: thioredoxin peroxidase activity. The coding region runs from base 323 to 1054 and encodes 243 amino acids. NCBI's taxonomy places the organism in Eukaryota, Metazoa, Arthropoda, Insecta, Hymenoptera, Apidae.